Triticum turgidum subsp. durum (durum wheat) is the source of this 282-nucleotide messenger RNA. The record is from the annotation of a GenBank genome assembly. NCBI's taxonomy places the organism in Eukaryota, Viridiplantae, Streptophyta, Magnoliopsida, Poales, Poaceae.
AUGAACAACCGCAUGACCCGCAUCCGCGUGGCUGCUCUUCUUCUCACCGUAUGCCUACUCCUUGCUACCAAUGCACAAUGCCGGAUCAUCGACGUCAGCGGCGACGAGAAGGUUAGUCUGCCCAAUGGCCUGUGCGCCUACAAGAAAGACUGGGCAUUCUGCAAACUCGACAUACCGUUGUGCUACUGCUGCUUGGCAGGUGAUGCAUAUUGCUACGCGACGAUGAAGAUAUGCAAGAAGGAGUGCCCCUUGGCUUCGGCACCCGAAGGGGCCUCUCCUUGA